Messenger RNA from Onychostoma macrolepis, 2466 nucleotides. It is a transcript of the gene hepacam2, whose product is annotated as HEPACAM family member 2. The record is from RefSeq and is a predicted model, not a curated record. Lineage: Eukaryota; Metazoa; Chordata; Actinopteri; Cypriniformes; Cyprinidae. The coding region runs from base 142 to 1692 and encodes 516 amino acids. The transcript is spliced from 10 exons.
UUUUGAGGUUGUAAAGGCAGCCGAUUUGCAUUAAAUAUUUCUAGAAAAUUCAUGCUUCUGUGUUUCCCUAUGAAGCUGACAAUGGUUUUCUUUCUGUGAUAUUAGAACGAACCUGUGUUUCCUGCACUGAUCUUCAGCGGCAUGGCAAAACAACUAUAUUUUACCCAAGUUUUGAAUGGUGACAGCAGUGUUUUGGAAGCUGGGCCAGGUGUAUGUGUCCAAAUGGAUGUGGGAGGGGCCUCAAGCAGCUUCUCAUUUCCCUGGCAAAUACUGUCACCAGUUCCCUUUUCUUGUCAAACAGCUUCUAGAGAUUAUAUAGCAGAAAUGGAAUGUGUUGGAGUCGCUAUGUUUCUGCUCAUGUUCACCUUUUUUCUAAUCUUUCCCGGUACGGAAUCUAAAUGCACUGAAUGCGUUUCACUGCAGCCCACACAGCAUGGCAAAGUGGGGGACUCGAUGCUCCUCAAAGUUGAGACUCAUUUUGAUGUCCAGAAUGUGAUGUUCCAGGGGUCCUGGUGCAAGAUUAAGCCUAAUAACACUCUUUUGGUCACUUUCGACAACAUAAAAGCCAUCCUAAAUCUGCGCCUAACGAACCGUCUGGAACUCAGUUUGCCUGAUAUCUCACUCAAAUUUGAGCGUCUAUAUGAGGACACACAGGGAGAAUAUGAGCUGCAGAUCAACAUCAUCUUCCCAGGAAUUCCCAGUCCAGUUGCUAUCACAAAAAGAGUGACAGUCACAGUCAGCGUGCCUGUGUCCAUGCCCGUUAUUAAUAAGACCCCAGAAUCAGAACUGGUGGAAGACAGGGACAAUGUGACGCUGACAUGUUCUGUUGAACAUGGGACAAAUGUUCAGUACAAAUGGCUAAAAAACAACAUGGUGAUUGGUCGCAGUGAGCGGCAUACAUUCUCACAAGAUUAUGGGACACUUGUUAUUAACCCUAUCAAGAAAGAAGAUAUCGGUCAGUACAUUUGUGAGGCCCAAAACCACAUUAGCAGUAACCUAAGCAAACCGGCUGAACUCAUUGUUUUCUAUGGGCCUUAUAACCUGGCAGUAAAUUCUGAACAAGGUCUGAAAACUGAAGGGGUGUUCAUGGUGAACUCGGAAGAACUGGUCUUUUUUGAGUGCAUUGCGGACUCCAACCCUCCCAACACCUGCGUCUGGAUCUCUAAGACGAAGAACAGCACAGAGGUUCUCAUGAUUGGACCACGGUUUGAAGUGAAGCCGUAUGAAUUAACACAGGGUAAAGAGUUCUUGUGCAGGGCAUUCAACAAUAUGACUAAGAAGCAGGACGAGACCAAGUUCACACUGUUGAUGACCACUGGCAAAGGAAAAGCAAAAUAUAGCCAGGAAGGGAGCGCGCUGUCUUCAUUGACUUUCAUUACAAUCUCUUCAGUCAUCAUCAUAGUGUGUAUGAUGUUUGUGCUCCUAAGAAAGAGCUGCCAUCCAAGAAGAAUGAUAAAGACUAUCUACAGGCGGCCAAUGACAGAGCAGAGAGGACUGCACCGCUCUGGUCAUGAAGAUGCGACUGAAGACUUUGGCAUUUAUGAAUUUGUCUCUGUACCUGGGAAAAUGGACUCAACACAGGCAUCCUGCAGGUCUCUGACACGGCUGGAUUCAGUCAAAGAUUUGCAUACCACCAUCUAUGAUGUCAUCAAACAUGUGCCUGAAACUCCAACACUGAGUCUUUUGAAAUGAGAGAGGUGGAUGGUCAUGACCGCACGGAUGUAAAGAUGAAAGGAGUUUCACUAUUUUUUUUCCUGCCAGUUUUUCUCUCUACAGUCACACAUUUUGUUUUACGCACUUCUUUUGUUUUACACACUGUAAAAAGUGCUAAGUUGACUUAACUUAAAAAAAUCGAGGAAACCCGUUGCCUUAAAAUUAUUAAGUAAAUAAUAAUUAAAAAAAAAAAAGUUAAGUGAACUUGACAAUUCACUUAACUUAUUUUUUUAAUUAUCAUUUCCUCGAUUGUUUUAAGUUAAGUCAACUUAGCACUUUUUACAGUGCAGUUAUUCGUUUUUAUACUACUUGAGGUCUGAAAAUCAUACAUUUAUAAACUUGUGCUGAGCACUGAAGUUUUUAUUGUCUUAAAAAGAAUAUAUAAGAGAACUAUGAGAUUUUUUUCUGUAGCAACAUGCUUAAUGAAAAGCUGAGAGUAUUUAUAUAUAAAUACGGUCGUCAUCUAACGUUGUUGUUGUUGUUUCUGCGUUAUGAAUGUAAAUAUGAUGUAUGCAUUUUGUAUAUGAAUCUGUAUUUUUUUUGCACACUAACAGCGUAUUCUGUAAUAUUGCUCAUUACAUUUUCAAGAUGCCACAUGCCCGUUCUAUAUAUUUCACGGGUAGCAGUUUGUUGAAUGUAAAACAGACAUCUUCUAUCUGUUUUGUUUUCUAUGUGUUGCACCUGCACCUGUUCAAACCAGUUUAAACACAGAUGGAUGCUCCAUAAUUUGAAAAUAAAGGUUUUACAAAUAUU